AUGCUCGUCAACAUCCUCACCCUGCUCUCUCUCCUCGGCGCCGCCGCCGCCUUGCCCACCUCCGUCGGCACCAGGCAAGACGCCACCGACCUCCCCCCUACCGCAAAGGUCAUCAAGCCCGCAAACUCCACCAUGGAGCAGUUCAAGGCAGAGUAUGCCCCCUCCUCUAUCCAUCCCCGUGCCCGGCUGCUGACCAAGAAGCAUAGCUUUGAAGACUUCUGCCCCAGGUACUACGCUCCCCACGACCACGGACAGACCGACCAGCCUAUCUUCAUCUCCCAGUCAUUCGAGGCGGACAGCUUGAGCGAUGAUGCCGCAGAGAAGAAGAGGGACAUUGACCCUGAUGACAUUGCCACUGUCAGCUGUAUCUACCUCUACUACAGCACCACCCCAUACCAGAACAUUGGUGUUGACGUAGCGAUCGCUUUGGGCGGGGAUGGGCUCGUCACCAUUGACAACUAG
Molecule: messenger RNA, 462 nt
Organism: Cryptococcus wingfieldii CBS 7118
Lineage: Eukaryota; Fungi; Basidiomycota; Tremellomycetes; Tremellales; Cryptococcaceae
Exons: 3
Coding region: 1-462 (153 amino acids)
Source: RefSeq, a predicted model, not a curated record